Molecule: messenger RNA, 2367 nt
Organism: Galendromus occidentalis (western predatory mite)
Lineage: Eukaryota; Metazoa; Arthropoda; Arachnida; Mesostigmata; Phytoseiidae
Source: RefSeq, a predicted model, not a curated record
AUGCUACUUCAUCCUGCGCCUGCCCAACCAAAAACACAGGACGGAACUGGUAUCACACUCACUAAACUCAAGAGGACAUCCGUGCGCGUCAACAACAUAGGAUCUUCCGUCGAGGACUCGGCUGAAUACGUUUGCGUCGACGACGGAGGACAACCGCAAGUGGGGUUGAGCCAAUCUGACGGCAAUCUUGUCGAUAGCGUUGUGAGCGUCGAUCGCGUUGACCACCGAAUCGAGAAACACAGCCACCGCAGCAACGAAGUCGAUCUCAACAACACCGACAGUCCAAAGAGCCGCUCUGCGAGAGAACCUUCCACCCACACCGUGUCCGUCGAUCCGACGAUGACGGGCGCUCGGUCGAAAGGUCGCCCACCCCUUCGACACAUUCACUCCGAAGGUCAAAUCAUCACAACUCCUCUUACGGCUCUUGUCGACCAGGAGGUUGUGAGGAACAAUCUCGACCGGAGUACCGAGUGCAUGAACACGCUCGAGGAAGAGCCCGACUCUUCGCAUCCGCAUCACGUCCUCAACCGGAAGGAGAAUCUAAGCAGUUUGCAUCUUUUGAAGGACAACGACGAGCAUCGUACGCCGAGGCCGAGCGGUGGAAGGCCCAGGGUCGCCCCCGGUCACCAGCAGCCCUAGAGGACCUCGAGUCCGAUCGAGGGCUCCCGACCGGGAGGGGGAUUCCUUAGGCAGGCCACCCCGUACACCAAGGAGUACAUGUACGAAGUCAAAGCGGACGACGAACACAGAUCCAGUCGGACAAGCACCGGCUUGUCCCGAGGAUUCACCUACACAGAGCAGCAGAGCAGAGACAAGACCUUUUCGCCUACGUCGCCUGAUCGCGUCAAGUCCAAGGUCGAGAAAGGUCUUGCGUUCACUUAUUCGCCGAGCGGUGCCCCGACGACGAUCCUCAAACAGUCCUCUGCACACGACCGGUCUUCCUCCAGCCUGACCGACUCGAUGUCGAGAAGUUUCGGGUCGACGCCACCGACAUCGCCGACAAAGACAGCCGGUGGUGAUUCAAUCUACUCACGACCCACCGCCGCCCCUAGGACCGUUACGUCCUCCAGGAUGAGCGGGAUGACGUCCACGUCACCACCCCGCAAGUCCCCGAUCCCACAGAAACCGAAAAGCGCUUCCAGACCGGGGGCCGUCACGCCUUCAUCUCAUAGAGACAUCGACUCCAGUGGCGGCAGUGAAGAGGAGAACAGCGACGAAUCUUUCGAGGAGUGCAGGCAGGAAAGACCGCCGAGAUCUGCCGGCGUGGUUACCGGGAGGUUGGACACGAGCGCCGAACGCAAGGUUUCGAUAAUCAAUCCACCGGUCACCUCCACAAGGACCUAUCCACGCAGCUCGCACAGUCGGACUCCCCCACCGCAAGAGGAAUACUACGCCACGCCCAAGUCCGCGCUCGUCAAGAGCUACGAAAUUCCGGUCAAAAGGACCGUGACACACACCUCGUUGACGACACCGUCUUCGGACCGAAGUUUCGACUACAGUUUCGACUCUGCGAGCAAGGGUAUGAUGGCCCCGAGCACGCACCGUUCUGCAUACGGCCAGCCCUCUGCAUCUUACAAGUACCGCCAGGAUUCGAGAGAUAGAAGUCAGGAGACUAGCGCGGUCAAGGAUACCUCGUUCGGAUCGCUAGGCAGGCUAUCGAAACAACCACCGAAGUCGCCUUCCGCAUCUUUCGAGAAGGAUUCCCAGUCCUACACGUCGACGACAUCGUCCGGCCGAUUCGAGAAGACGGAAACCAUUCCUCAGAGAUCCACUGGGAACGCCGCAAUGGAAACGGGCGCGAGCCCAACGGCGGCCGGGGGUUUGGUUUACGACGACAAGACCGGUGAGUACACCAGAUACUCAACUACGACUCAGCAGCAACAGCAAACCCUCGUCACGGAGCACAUCGCGUCCACUGGUCGAGUGAUGUCCGUCCCGGUGGACCAACUGCCACAAACGAUAGUGAAGACCGAAUCGAUGAAGUACGACAACGGAAUGGCGUCGAACACAACGUCCUCUUCGACCAAAACCGGCCCAGUAGUAUCGACCGAGACCCGAAAAGUCGCGUACUCGGUCGAUACCAUCGCUGAAGACGGACUCCCGCUUGGCGGUUAGUAUUCAACGACGAAAGUUACGACGCAACACGUCCCGCCCCACGACAUAUCCGUCGAGCAGGAAGGCGAAAUCAACUCGUGGCAGACCAUCUCUUCAAAAACUCGCACCGUGGAGACGGUCACGUACAAGAUGGAGAGAGAUGGAGUCGUAGAGACUCGCGCAGAGCAGAAGAUAACCAUUCAGAGUGACGGCGAUCCGAUAGACCAAGCGCUUGUGGAGAAGAUCGAAAUUCAACAACAAGGAGGAACCUAA